Molecule: messenger RNA, 2020 nt
Organism: Papilio polytes (common Mormon)
Lineage: Eukaryota; Metazoa; Arthropoda; Insecta; Lepidoptera; Papilionidae
Gene: CCE-un1
Product: carboxylesterase 3
Exons: 11
Coding region: 16-1992 (658 amino acids)
Biological process (GO): synaptic vesicle endocytosis; modulation of chemical synaptic transmission; presynaptic membrane assembly
Cellular component (GO): postsynaptic membrane; cell surface; synapse
Molecular function (GO): neurexin family protein binding; signaling receptor activity
Source: RefSeq, a predicted model, not a curated record
UGGGUAUGUUUAGUGAUGUCUGCUCUACGUUUGUGGGUGGUCGUUGGUAUGUUGGCGGUGGUAAGCACGCCCGCCACCGCGGUGGUCGGCGGAGAUCCCGCCUUGCCACCUGAGCCUGAUUCUGCCGUGGUUUUCGUCCAAAAACACGGCCGAAGCGCCCGACUUGAGGGUUUCAAGAACGAUGUACGUGGAUAUUACACUUUUUUAGGUAUCAGAUAUGCCGAACCACCAGUUGGCAAUAGAAGAUUCCAGAGGCCCAUUCGACGUUUCCUUAGCGGCGAACUAUCGGCAAUGACGCAAUGUGCACCGUGCCCACAACUGGACCCGUGGAACCAGAGGAAGUCAGUCGGCCAUGAAGACUGUUUAUGUCUCAACAUAUACGCACCAAAAAUGCCUGGAGAGGAAGAAGGUUGUCCUGUAGUAUUUUUCGUACACGGAGGAAAUUAUCGAAGUGGAUCAAUAGUUCCAUACGGGGGUCAACAUCUAGCCCAGAAGGACACAAUUCUAGUAACAGUGCAAUACCGGCUUGGGUCUCUAGGUUAUUUGAGCACCGGACAAAGAGAUGCACCUGGCAAUGCCGGACUAUUCGAUCUGAGAGCUGCUCUUUCAUGGACACAAGAAUACAUUGAAUUCUUCGGCGGCGAUAAGAACCGCAUAGUUAUAAUGGGCCAAGGAUCCGGCGCUAGUGCUGCGUCGAUCAUGGGCCUAUCGCCGGAGGGGCGUAGCGCUGCAGGCGUGGCCGCCAUGUCCGGCACUCCUCUCUCCCCUGGAGCAGUCAGGAGCGAUCCGGAUGCUCACGCUAAGGAACUAGCAGAGAGAACUGGAUGUCCACACAAGCCUGCAGAAAGACUGAUGAAUUGUCUAAGAAAGAUUCCAGUAGAAAAGAUCAUAUUAGCGGAUAGUGAAAUGGAUAUAGACAUGGUUGACACGAAGAGGUUUCUUGAUGAGAUAUCUGGGAGAUCAGGAUCUGGGGCACGUGUUGAGGAAGAAGACGACAGGCGUGGGCUCCCGCCGCUCGUGUCGGAGCAACCCGCGCAGUCGCUGCAACGCCGCCGCCAGCACGGCCCGCUCCUCACAGGUGUCGUCUCCGCGGAAACCUCCAAAGCGGUGUUCGGCAAAUUUUCUACAUUCUUAACCGGCAAGUUGGGUGAAGUUCAAGACUUCAUAAAGAAGGAACUGAUUGGUGGUCUGCGUGACGUGGUGCAGGGCGUUGAAGGACUGAUCCCUCUGAAGGCGUUGGGCGUGGACACCUUGAUACCUUUACCAGACUACUACCAAGCGUUAUUUGACAGCACCUCAAAGGCUGUCGAUGGCCUGUCACAAAUAGUAGACGCUACAAGUGAUGCUCUUUUCAACUUCCCGGCAUACCAAACGGUACGCGCAUGGGGUGCGGCCAGCCCCGCCUUCCUCUAUAGCUUCGAACACGUAGGCAACCUCAGUAAGGGCAACCACUUCCUGCCUGGUAUCGCACUAACACAGGAUGGCGAUUCAAAAGUAAAGGUACCUAAAACGGGACCCUCUCAUGGGGACGAGCUCGCUUACAUAUUCGAGCCACUAGACGAGGCAGGGAAUCCCCUCGGCCUGGACGUGUCCGACACUGACCAUCGUGUUAGAGAGUCGUUUGUAGGUCUUAUCAGCAAGUUCGCCCAUAACCUGGGCACCUCGGGGAAUGAUUCUAAGUCGUUCGGUUUCAUGCCAUUCUCGGAAGAUAAUGACCAAUUCCUCAAAAUCUCUGAUAAGAUUACCGUUGAUUCGAAUUUCAGAUUCUGUCAGAUGGGUUUGUGGGGCAACAUGGCUGAUAGGAUCAGUGGCGCGUUUUGUAAGGACUUCCUUGGUGGUUUACUGAACCUGCCCAAGUUGGACGUUCCAGUGGCACUGCCGGUGCCCCUUAAUGGUGGUUUGAAUUUACUCGGCGGAUCAUCUAGAGGCAAAGAUAGAACUUCUACUCAAAAUCCAUUAUUGUGGAAAAAUCCUCUGCCUUUUCGAUUUUAAGUGAUAAAUAAAGAGUUUUAAUUAAUUA